CCAGAAAUUGCUUGUUUCUAGAGGAUGCCUCAUCUGCACAACUCCUCACAAACCCCUGACUACUUAUCCUGAUCAAAAGCUGAAGGGGGACUUUAAAAAAAUUAUUUUCUGGUGACAGUGCCUUGUUUGCAGUGUCCAUUUGCAUUUCCUUGGGUCAGUCCCUACAACACUGCUGUAUGUUGGUAUCCAACUCUAAUUUGUUACAUGGAUGGAAGCAAAAUGAAAGGACUAAAGAUAAAAAUGAAGAGAAGGGUGCAAAACCAAAGCAUGCACCUAAAAAUAGAGGAGCCGAGGCUGACAGCAAGGAGUCUUUGGACGACACCAAAAGGGAGAAAACGUUGGAUGAGAAUAAUGGAGUAUGUGAAAAGGUGAACUCUAGCACUGCAGUCUCCAAAAUUGACUCCAGUCCACAAAGUAAACAAAGGAUAUUGCAUCCACUGACAGUAGAACCUGUUGCUCCAACACGUGGGUCAAAUAGCUGUCCACCAAAAAAAGACGGUAUUGCAGCUUUUGUUCAAAAUAAUGGUCUUGGCUUCAUAAACCAAGAUCCUUCGGAGAGCCAGAAUGUUCCUGUUAAAGCACACUGCGUGGAUAAAGCACCCAGACAGGAAGACUGUCACAAAAUGCUUGCACAUCAGAAAUCAAAAGAAAAGGAAAGCAAACCUUCUACAAUGUGCUCUACAUCUCUCGGAGCAAUGCCGUCAACAUCCAAGUCUGUGUCUGGAAUAGAAUAUAAAGUGAUACGCACAAGGGUUUCCAUCAACGUUCAGAUGACUGAAGCCCAACAAAAGACGGUGACAACCAAGGAUGGAAGCCAAGGAGAUCAUAGACAUAGAAAUCCCCAAAUCAAAUCUCUCUCCUCAUCCUCAGAAGUGGAAAGAGUUACACUUAUGUCAGACAAGUUUCAACAUAAACAGUGCCCUAAAAACACCAGACCUGACCCAGUUCAGGAAGUAAAAGGAGUGAAGCCUGAUAAUAAACAGAGUGAACAGGCUCUCCAGUUAGGGAAGCCACAGAUGCUAUUGAACAAGCCUACAGCAGAUAAAAAGACUGAUGGAAAAUCUGAGUUGAAAUGCAAGUCUGUAACCUCUCAGAGCACAACUCCAAACGAUACUAAGAAAGAUCCUGGAGCCACAUUAAAAAGUCAUGAUGAAACAACACAAGGCUCCACAAAGGAUGCUAAGCCUGAGAGGGCAGAAGUAGAUUUAGAAAAUGCAUCUUUAAGAGGAAGUGAGAGUGAGGCACAUCAACAUACAGGAAAAGCAACAGAAAACACUAAAUCAACAGAAACCAGCAAAGCAUUGGCCAAGCAGGAUGAAGUGAUUAUUGAUGACAGCCCUCCUCCUCCUGCACCUUUUGAGCAUCGCAUAGUGAAUGUCAAACAAGCAGAGGUGACAGCAAGUUACUCGGUGUGUCAGCAUGAAGUAUUAGGCGGGGGGCGUUUUGGUCAAGUUCACAAGUGCACAGAGAUAUCAACUGGUCUCAAUCUAGCGGCCAAAAUAAUAAAAGUGAAAGGAGAAAAGGAAAAGGAGGAGGUGAAAAAUGAAAUUAACAUCAUGAACCAGUUAAACCACGUGAAUCUGAUUCAGCUUUAUGAUGCUUUUCAAUCCAAAAACAACUUCAGCUUGAUUGUGGAGUACCUAGAUGGAGGUGAGUUAUUUGACCGAAUCACAGAUGAAAACUACAGUCUGACUGAGUUGGAUGCAAUACUCUUUACCAAACAGAUAUGUGAAGGAGUUCAUUACCUACACCAGCAGUAUAUACUCCAUCUAGAUCUAAAGCCUGAAAACAUAUUAUGUGUAAAUCGCACUGGAAACCAGAUUAAAAUUAUUGACUUCGGAUUAGCUAGGAGGUACAAACCCCGUGAGAAGCUGAAAGUCAAUUUUGGCACUCCAGAAUUCUUGGCUCCUGAAGUAGUGAACUAUGACUUUGUUUCGUUCCCAACAGACAUGUGGAGUGUAGGCGUCAUCACGUACAUACUACUUAGUGGCUUAUCUCCAUUCCUAGGAGAAACUGAUGCAGAGACAAUGAAUUACAUAGUGAACUGCAGUUGGGAUUUUGAUGCAGAAGCUUUUGAACAAGUAUCAGAAGAGGCAAAAGACUUCAUUUCCAAGCUCCUUGUGAAGGAGAAGAGCACAGAAUUUGAUUCAGUGCAUCCAGUCCUAAUGGUGGAUGAAGGCUUGGAGACCUAUAAAACCAUGACUCAUGAAUGGGAUGGAUAAAGUGACAGAGCCUGAUGGAAAUGGCCUACUGCAUGCCUGCAAGGCAGUUGAUAAAAUUGCUCUUUAUAUUGCAAGUGAGAAUCAUCUUGCUGAUUGUCGGAUCUCUAAAUCAGUCAACCCCAACACAAGUGGUGUGCAGCUAUUUACAUUUGAAACAGAAACUACAAGUAUCUCCUAGAAUAGGGGUGUCAAAGAUGUAGCUUGGUAGCUACAUCUCACCCACAGAGCCAUAUCAUUCAGUCUAUGGGACUCCAAGGCCCAGGAAUUCAGGGGCAGGGUGAGUGUUGUGAGGCCCGUCUCUGACUUCCAGUGUUUGAAACCCCACUGAGGACAUGUUCUUGUUGAAGGAGUGAGCGAUAGCUGCAUUCAUCCCUGCGGCUCCCUGCUACUGCUAGCCCCACUGUCAGAGGAGGGUUCAGAUUUGGCCUGUGAGGGGUCUCAUGGUCUGAUUCCAGGCUGGGGAACCAAGGGAGUUUAACAUGCCUGCUUUAAAUUGUCCUUCUUAUCUGCUGAAGCCAACAACGCAGAAUGUGGUUGAAUUGGACCUUUCUAGCUGGUUAAGGGAGGAAUCCUUAUCCCAUACCUUUGAUCUAGGUUUCCAUAUGGAUGCUGUCUUUCCAGUUAAUUGACUAGGCAUCUGUGUGUCUGUCUGAAUAUACAGCAGGGAACAAUCUUGUAUUGCCAGGGAGAUGGGUUAGAUACCAGUGUUAGCUACUAUCUCUGUGUAUCCCUGUGUUCUUUGAUUCUCUUGGCAAAGUCCCCCACAUACUCCAUGUGUCCUGCCAUUCUUAUUCCAAAAAUUGCACACACGCUGAUGAAACUGCAGCUGCUCCAAAUAAUAUAGCAACCAACCUAAACAGUGCUCAGGAAUAAGGGGAGAGGGGAAGGGUUCAUGUCAGUGUAAAAGGCUCCCAUAGGACUCCGAGCACCAUGUAGAGGGUAGGAAUGCAGGGCUGCUGUCUGUGCAGGACCUCUGCGCCAAGGUGAAUGGUAUUUUUGUGUGUGUUUGUCACAUCAGUGUCAGUGAAAAGUCGCUGAGCCUUUCUGCUGCAACUGGCCCAAGGAACACUGUGCAAAGGACAGCAGAGGUAACAGUGUGUUUUAUAUUGAGGCCAUUUGCAAUCUGUG
Messenger RNA from Gavialis gangeticus (Gharial), 3350 nucleotides. Its product is annotated as myosin light chain kinase family member 4-like. Gene Ontology annotation, cellular component: cytoplasm; nucleus. The coding region runs from base 177 to 2222 and encodes 681 amino acids. NCBI's taxonomy places the organism in Eukaryota, Metazoa, Chordata, Crocodylia, Gavialidae. The record is from RefSeq and is a predicted model, not a curated record. Gene Ontology annotation, molecular function: protein serine/threonine kinase activity; ATP binding. The transcript has 12 exons. Gene Ontology annotation, biological process: intracellular signal transduction; positive regulation of apoptotic process; protein phosphorylation.